This is a messenger RNA of Lytechinus variegatus (green sea urchin), 6080 nucleotides long. RefSeq names its product FAST kinase domain-containing protein 1, mitochondrial-like. Gene Ontology annotation, biological process: mitochondrial RNA processing; regulation of mitochondrial mRNA stability. The coding region runs from base 128 to 3223 and encodes 1031 amino acids. Lineage: Eukaryota; Metazoa; Echinodermata; Echinoidea; Temnopleuroida; Toxopneustidae. The record is from RefSeq and is a predicted model, not a curated record. Gene Ontology annotation, cellular component: ribonucleoprotein granule; mitochondrial matrix. Gene Ontology annotation, molecular function: RNA binding. The transcript has 7 exons.
ACUGAGGCUGAGCGGAGAAGACUGUUUCUGGUUGGAUUUGGAAUGCGUUUGUGUUUCAACCAAAUAAUUGUGUUUACAUGGAGAUGAUUUGCCAUAGAGUACCAAGCAGGUGAUCUUGUGAAAAGCAAUGUCUUUCAGUGCCAUAUGUGCUUCAUGCCUUAGGCAUCUUCAAAAGCUAUGCUCCAGAUCAUGGCACCUUCCACCCAGUCAACUCAUUAAACAAGCACCAAGCCAAAGCCAAAGAGCCUUUGGAUCCAGCUUUGUGCAUCUGGCAGGAUAUGCGGAAGCCUUGAGGUUAUCAUCCUCCAGAAUAUCAAGGAAUACGUUGUUGACCAUGCAGCGGUGCCGUCCGAUAGCUCACUAUGCAGAACAGAAAGCGACUGUAGAUUUCUCACCCAGUAUGCAUCUGAAUUUGAGAUUGGAUUAUAGUGAUAGCAUUUUAAACUUCAAGGAUGGUGCUGAUCUCCUGCAUUCCCUGGAGGUCAUCUCAAGUCACCUUGAUGACAUGACCCCUACAGAUGUGUGCAUCUCUGUGAAUAAGUUGUGGGAAUGUAUAUGGAUGGUGAGAGAUGAUAUUCAACAAUGGCUGGAGUAUUCAGAAAUGCUUCAUAAACACCCUGUAUUGCCACAACUGUGCAAUUUGAUCCAGGUACAUGCUGCCGCAAUGUCCAAUUCGGAGGCUCUGAGUGUUCUGUACUUGGUUCUGAAGUUUGGUGCCCCAGAGGUUAACCAACAUGCAAUUGCUGCGUUGUACUACACGCUUAGUCUUAAAGUGCAAUCUUUUGAUCUCAAUGAUGCUGCUAUGUUUGUCCGUUGCUGUCAGUCCGUCAAGGAUGUCCUCCCAUGUGUUGGUGUUGACUGUGGUGAAUCGGAUGCCAUCAUGCAGAAUGUACUUGCCCAUGUUCAAGAACUGCUGAGUGAUGACACUGAGUAUGAUGUAGUCCCUCUUCCAAGGCUUCUACUAGGGCUCCUGCACUGUAGCGUACCUACCACGAAUCCUGUUGUCUGCAACAUUGUUCAGAAACUCUAUCAUGCUGUUGAUGUCUUGGACAGUAUUCACCUUUCACCUCUAUCCAAAGCUGUCAUUAUGAUGAACAGCCACCAGACUCCAUUUGCGGGAUUGAUGACUGCAAGAAUGUCUGAUAUCCUUGAUGAUUUUCAUAGCCCAAGUGACUUUUCGCACUGUUUUUACACACUUAUUACCUUAUGUUCUGAAGUCUUGGAGAAUCGCAUCACUCAGCACUGUUUGAAGCUGUUUUUUGCAGGAGCAUCCUACGGGUUCAACGACAUCAGACGCAUCAUGCAAGGAGCAAUUCUGAUGAGAAGUAGAGAGAACAGGGAUCAGAUUAUGUCCAGAGUAAGCCAAUUGCUCAUUCCCCAAGUUCCUGCCAUUCCAGCAAUUGAAAUGGCCAUCAUCUACAGCACCCUAAGGAAAGUUUAUUCCAGGAAUUACGAGCUCAGAGAGCUUCUGGAGAAGCACAUGAAACAGAAACUUCUUGAAUGCUCUGCACCACAUCAACUCCUUGCUCUCAUUGAAGUACUAAGCCAUGACCCAAAACCUGACCUUGUGGUUGAGCUUACAAACAAAAGUACAGAAAUCAUACAAUUUUUAUCAUUGGAGCGACUUGGGAGACUGUGCAAUGCAAUGGGGAGAAUGAAAGUAAGGUCUAGCAGGUUUUUAGCUCUUGUUGAAGGUCUUGCCAUAGAAAACAUCGAUAGUUUGAAUAAUGUUAUUGUUAUCAAAAAUAUAUUGCACUAUCUUGCAACAGCCAAAUCCACCAAUACCAAGUUACAAUCUGUUUGCAUUGAAAGACUUCAUAAGAACCUGGAGAGGAAUCCAUUGCCACACCUUGUAGUCUACAUACUUGAUACCCUGAGCAACCUCGGUGUACCUUGUGAAGAUAUUGAUCCCAAGGUGUGGGAUAAGGUACUGAAUUUCAUGCCAAUCUUAAAUGGUCAUGAUCUUCGUAGAGUGUUCUUUGUGCUUUCCAAGUUCUCUGAUCAUCUGUAUCCGAGGGGAAAUCUCCCUAAAGGUCUUGUAAACCUUCUGGAAUAUGUAAGGAAACCUCUUCACUGUCCCAACUCUGCAUUUCCUGCUUAUGUUAAAAGAGUUACUCGUAAGGAUCUUUCAAGAUCCUCUGUUCUCAACGCAUCAUGGAUCCGCGAUUCUGCUUCCGUUGUUGCCUUUGCCAAACUUCUUAUUCAACAGCGCAUCUGCAACAGAUCCUUUUUGAGGGCAAUUGAAGCAACAGUUCAGUCCAACUUGGAUGACAUCUCUCCGUUCCAUGUCCGGGAUAUCUUGGAUGCUUUCACUGUCGGCAACUACCUUCCAGCUUCUCCAACGUUCCUUGAAGAACUUUGUUCCUCCAGGGUGAUACCGUACAUGUCAGAUCUUCAACCUCAUAGACUGGUUAACAUUGCACUUAGCCUGGCUGCCCUUCAGUGCUUCCCAUUGGACUUGCUACAUACUAUCUUCAGUCUCAACUUUCUUAGAAGUAUGGAAGAGAUGCAUGUUUCCAGGUCUUUGUCACACCAGCUUCAAGAGCUGAAUAGAGCAGUGUGCCUUGAAUGUCCUGAGCUAAGAGUGCCUUGGUUCAGUCCAGAACGGACUUCAAAAGCAGGUAAGCCACCAUUAAACGGUAUCAAGAUGGAUGUUGGAGCCGUAUUGGAGGACGUCCUCGGUGGACCUACUUCCUUGAGGAGAAAUGCCCAGACUCCUUAUGCGUACAAGAAUGACUUUGAGUGUAUCCUAGAUCAUCAUGGCCAACCAAUUUCUUACACCAGCCAGAGACAUAAAGGUAGAGUUGAGAUGACGGGGAUCGAACAUGCCUUCUCUCCAUCAGUUCAACAUGGAAUGCAACAAGAGGGUACAUUUCAAGAUGGCUCUCAAAGGAUAGCCAUAGAUAUCAUACCUCCCUCUCAGAUGUGCUCCAAUGUCACACGUUACAGCAGCUGGGUUGAAAUGAAACGCCGCCAUCUUGAAAUCCUAGGUUAUGAGUACAUCACUAUACCCUACAUGGACUGGAGCAGAGAACAUCUGAAUAGCUUUGACGCCAAACGCCUGUAUAUCUCGGAGCUUUUGGGAGGCAAUCUGUGGCUCAGUGCUUCAGAGAACCAGGACUCCGGGCUAAGACCAGGACCAGGUCCAAGACCAGUGAAGACUAGGAGAACCAAUGACAUGGUAGAAAGGAUGUUACAUGAAUGGGGAGAGGAGGAGGACUAAGACUACAAGGACUGUCAAGCUAUUGUCAAUAAAGAGUCCUAUAAUAGCAUGUAUGUUCCAACAUCAUAAUGUAAGGUUCAUUGGUUCAAUUUAAUUGCAACCUGGGCAACAAGGUAGGCUGGGCCGGGACCACCAUAUCGUAACCUAGACAAACAGCAACGUGUAUCCAAUGUGACGACAGUUACAUCAUCAUGCAUCAAAUAUGCAAAUGAUACAUCUGCAAAUACAUCCCCCCUUUCAUAUAUCUAUACAAAAAAAAAGUGUUUUCUGAAUCCAACAACAGCAAUAUGCCAAUGUAACACUUUGAGAAAACACAUUUUGGGGGUUAUAAACCAUUGGGAAACUCCAUGCAGAAUAGUCUAGUACUAUCACUCUGUUAUACAUAGACAUCCCAAACAUGUAGCAAUAAUAUGUAUAAUAUUAUUUUGUGUCAGUUUUUUUUAACAACUCGGUAUCAUAAUAAAAUAUACUAUUCAACUGUAAUAAUGGCGAAAAUUAAUGACACACAUGGUUUUCGUACAUGUAUCAGUAAAACUAUCCUGAUACACAUAAGAAUUAUGUUGCGUCAUUUCCAAAUUUUUCUUCUGUUUUUUUUUUAUUUGGAAGUUUUGAAUUUCAAGAAGUGAUCAGUUAUGAAUAACUCAUAAUACAAUUAUAUCAUCAAUAACAGACAAAACUGUUUGAUCACUCUCCAACAAGUUAUCAUAGAUACAUAACAAUCAGAUUUACUAACUGGUUUAUGGCAAUUUACAAUAAGACAUAAAUUCCAACAAUUUCAAUUUGUUAGCUGAUGAAAAAGAAAAUUCAUUGUUUUCAGUUAGUUGAUCAGGCUACUUGACCAAUCGUCCAGACCUAGUGUGGUACCCAUUAGUACUGGAUUGAUGGUCAUCACUUGGGUUAGGUUGGGUUUAGUCGUUAGCUAGCGAGGAAACCCAAUCUAUCGGCUUGGACACUUUCUUGAUGAUAUUCAUGGAUUCCAUCCUGUCCAGUUCCUCUUUCAACUCUUCUCGAAGAUGGAUAGGAAACUUCCUUGGCGGGUUCACUUCACAGCGUUCUCUUCAAGAGUGAUGUGGUAUUCACCUGGGAACCUCCCAAUACCCUGCAACCGAUCUGGGUAUGCAGCUACCAGAUCCGAGUGUACUCUUUAUAAUGCCUGGACUGCUUCUCUGGUGCAUCUCACAGUUCGCUAUAUCUAGGCGCAUCUUCACUGAACUUUGCAAUCUUAGGAUGGCUGGUCCAUGUGUAUCAAUGAUUAAGAAGCUGUUUCUGAACCACUUCCCAUCUUUGUUCUGGCAUGGAAGGUCAAAACAUCUAUACUGCUUUAUCAGUGUCUCGUCGUAGGCAUACAACCUGACAUGUCUUAGUCUGACAGCCGACUCCAGAAGACAUCCCUUGUCAUCUAAGAGCUCUGAAAAAACCUUCCUGAAGCAUCGAAGAGGCAACACAUUCCCCUGUGCACCUGUGUCCACUUAACCCUCAAAGUGUUGUUACCUGGCUUAUCCCUGAUGCUUAACUUCAGAGAAGCAAAAAGCUCGUCUCUGACAUCAAUCGGCACACCAUCAACAUGAACAUGUCCAACAUACAUUGAUUCUACAGAGAUGUCUUCAAAGUCUCUUGCUAGAUCAUCACCGUCAUUCUUGCUGGCAAUUGGAUGCAGAUUCUUUCGCAUGGUUACGAGAUCUGCUCUUAUUGUGUUCUUCCAGUUUCCUUUCUCAUGUCCAGUCUGUCUGGUUUACUACUGUCUCUUGAAGUCCUUGCACCGUUUCUUCCUGUGACCUUUCAUGCCACACUUGUGGCACUGUGACCUGAACGCUGGGCACUUCUUUGGUGAUGCCGCAGAUCGCAAUUCCUACAAGAAUUUGACUGGUGCAGAUCAUGUACUGAAGCUCUGUCGAGGCUGUUCAGCUGGCUCAUGUGGGAGUCACUUGCCUCAUGCCUACUUGUCAAUGAAGCAGCCUGGUCUAACUUGAGACGUUCAACUUUGCUCAGUAGGACCUUCUGCACCUCUGGGUGUCUAAUCCUGGUGACUAAGACUUCAAUAAUUCUCUCCUGAACAGUGUCAUCAGUCUUGAAGUUGCACUUCGCUGCCUUUGUGAGACAUCGUUGAAUGAAAUCAUCAGUAGUCUCUGAUGAUCCUUGUCUGUACCUCUGGAACACUAAACAAUGAAUCCAGAAAUUCCAAAUGUUCUUGGUUAGUGAGAUUGCACUUUACAUUAACCAUGGGUUCUUGCUUAGCAUUCUCCUAAAUGUACUGCUGAGUUUGCGUAUUGUCAGUAUCCAUGGGAACAUACAAAUCUGGCUCUGUUAUCUGCUCUGAAGACUACCUUUUUAAGCUAUCGCUGUUCUUGGUUGAAUUGUCCUUUUUUCUGUGCAGUACAGUGGGAUGUGGAUUACUCUGAUAUUGUCCGUCAAUCUCCAUUUACAGUCUUUUUUCCACAGUCUUGCGUAGGCAGCUGACGCACAAUCCUUGUUUCUUUGAGCAGCAACUCAUUUCUACAUAUGGCUUUGAUUGCCAAUACCUUGCACUCUGCCAGUGUGUGGUUACUUUCUUUACAGGCUAUGCACACUUUUGUUUCCCCUGAAUCUGUCUUGGUAGAAAUACUGAACCUGACUUUGUGUGCAUAUGACAUUUUGUUAUUUCCUCUGCUAUGGUCUUUAACCUUCAUCAAUUAACUCAUGCAAGUACGAUAUCACAUUAUGUUUCCUCCUUAAUAAUGAUAGGCAUUUAUAUAGCGCCAUCUAUCUAGAAAUAUUCUAUUAUGAGGCGCGAUGUUAUUACUAUUACCCCUGCUUUAGCUCGAGCUGCCUUUCAGCGCUCGUGCAUCAAGGAAUUAAUCCUGCCGGGUACCCAUUCUCC